UCUCUCGUAACGUCUCCACUAUAUAUUGGCGUAAUAACCUAUGCUAAUUCAUCAGUUACACUGCGGAAGUCAAAGGAGAAAGAUCGAAAUGUUAGCUAGAAUUCUUAUUCUUGCUGUGGCUGUGGAAGUUUCGCUGUGUCAGGAGCAUGUUUAUCAGUUAAAAGUACAGCAUGAACAUCAGCCUCAAGGCUACCAACAUCAGUAUGUCCAGGUGAAACAACAGGAACCUGCUCCGUUCAAGGAAGUUCAAUACCAAGCUACGCCUGAUAGCCAAGAACAUGCAUACUCAUCACAAAGUAUAGUGCACCAACCCGUUGAACAACAAGAAUCCCAGGAGAACACAGAACAAGCUGCACCAACCUAUGAGUAUGCUCCGUUGCAGCCGCAUGCGGUACCUCAGCACAGUGUUCAAGCCAUUCGCUUUGUGCCCGUACACCAAACUCAAACAGUUCAAGUCCCAGAACAUAGAGUUGAAGUUCAGUCAGCAGCACAAGCAUAUGCCAAGACUCAUCAGGAAGCUCAGUUGCAUCCCGUUCCCAUCUACCAUCCUAAGUCCCACUCUCAUGAUGAGCCCAUAGACUAUUACGCGCAUCCUAAAUACCAGUACGAGUACAAAGUUGAAGACCCUCAUACGGGAGAUAAUAAGUUCCAGCAUGAGGUUCGUGAUGGUGAUGUCGUGAAGGGUGUAUAUUCCUUCCAUGAAGCGGACGGUUCCAUUAGAAUCGUGGAGUACACUUCAGACAAACACAAUGGAUUUAACGCGGUUGUCAAACAUACUGCCCCUGGUCAACAUGUGCACAUAGAACAAAGUAGUCAACACCAGUAAUAAUUGUGAUAUUUUUGUAUAUUAAUUUAUACUCACACGAGACUUUGCCUUAAUAAUAGGACUUUACUGUUAUUUAAGAUGAUAUUAAUUUUUAUCGUUACUAGAUGUGUAAAUAAAAUUUAUUUAAUUAUUUAAA
Molecule: messenger RNA, 962 nt
Organism: Galleria mellonella (greater wax moth)
Lineage: Eukaryota; Metazoa; Arthropoda; Insecta; Lepidoptera; Pyralidae
Gene: CPR123
Product: putative mediator of RNA polymerase II transcription subunit 12
Exons: 4
Coding region: 41-826 (261 amino acids)
Cellular component (GO): extracellular matrix
Source: RefSeq, a predicted model, not a curated record